CACGCUUACAAUCACUCUCACUAUGGAGCUCUCACAGCAGACGCCAGGGCAUGCAACCCACAUUAAUAUAUAAGUACCUGCAAGGUUUCGAACGACCUACACUGCAUCGCAACCCAUUGUCAUCAGAUACUCUAACGAUGGCUGAAGACGUCGGUUCAGGGCAAGACGGGUCUGAGUUGCCACCUCUCGAUGACGGACUCGUGGCAUCAGUAGCUGCAAGGCUUGAUGCUGCUAAGAUUCACUAUGUCCUCUGGGGUCUUUACAUGCUGACUAUUUUUGGCAUUCCAACCAUAGUCAAUGGCAUCGACGUCGUUGUUGACGAUAACUUCAUAGAUGCUGCCUAUGCCACUCUUGAAGGUGCCGGUUUCAUGAAGUGCAAUUCAGAAGAUUGCAUCAGCAACAAGGACCUUCCUUAUGCCCCGACUCCUCAUACCCAUCUCCACAUCACCGAAUCCGAACGGCUGGGUUUCUUUAAACGAUCCGACGUUCUAUGGCGACUCUCAGAUCUAUCAAAUGUGGACGGCGAAAGCAUAAUCCUGGCAUCGGAUCCUAGUCAACUACCCGGACGAGAUAUCGUAGGGAACCGACGACGAUUCCCGCAGGACCUGUAUCCAGUGCGCAUCCCAGCCGUCACUCAACUAGUUCAGUCACUGCUUUUGCUCGCAAAGAAAGACCGGAAUACGUACGGAGAAUACUGGGUGAACUGGGUUAUCUACAUACUAGAAUACUGCACUGAAAACGGCGUCUUCGAGAAAAGCCGACUGACCGGGAACUACAAGACCUACAUCGACGCCUUCCUUGAGGGGGAUCACUCAUUGAAAGACCAGGCUUUUGAACAUAUUGGCGUCACAGAGUAGUAAGGCCGUGGGUGGGUGCGAGUCAAAGGAAAGGGGUUACUAUGGUCUCCAUUUUUACAGCCGGUAUAUUGAAAUGCAGCGGGGCGCGACAGAGGUAGAG
Aaosphaeria arxii CBS 175.79 is the source of this 957-nucleotide messenger RNA. RefSeq lists its product as uncharacterized. Bases 138 to 857 code for a protein of 239 amino acids. The transcript has 2 exons. NCBI's taxonomy places the organism in Eukaryota, Fungi, Ascomycota, Dothideomycetes, Pleosporales. The record is from RefSeq and is a predicted model, not a curated record.